AUGUCCUUAGCCGUUUCCUUAGCCCAGGCAGGCUGCCUGCCAGCUGGAUGCGUGCAGCGUAAGGGCGUGUCUCUGAUUGCCAGCCGCGAGCGAGGUCAACCUAAUGCCGCCAAGUUCAGGCCGUCCUCGGUUUACAAUAUCUCCAAUAGUCUCGCGAAGUCUACAGCCGUCAGACGACUAAGCGUCGCACAGCAAUGGCAAGGCCAAGCCAGGCAUCCCUCAGCAGGCGUCGCGCGUUCCCGGAGCACCUUGGGAGUCUCGAGGCUCCACUCCGCCGCUGCGAGAAGUGUUCCUUCUCACUGUUCCCCUCUAACCUCCACGCUUUCUCAAAAACAUGCCGGUUGCCGCUGCAGCAACAGCAGCAGACUAUCCUCCUCGUCCUCUGCCGCCCUUCAAUAUAAUCACCUCGGACACAGAACUCAUGUGCAGCAGCAGCAGCGGCAGCACGAUGCUGUCGCCUCGUCCGAAUUUCUCGGCCACACCUUGCGCACGCCCGUCGCGCGCUCGCUUCCCCGCGCCACUUCGCCCUCCGCCGGCUCCCGCGCCUCGUUCCCCCGCAGCUCUGAUGGACCCUCCGCAGCCGGCGCGCGGUUCUCCCGCCGCUGCCGCCUGGCCGUGUCGCCGCGGUCGCAGUCGCACGCGUCGCAGGGCCCCACGGAGCCGCAAGCCGCGCCGACCGCGUCGCCGCCGAUCCCGGCGGAUAUUCUGCCGGCCCUGGGGAACCUCGUGGAGAUCAUAGGGCGAAUGAAGGAGGAGGAGGGGAAGAAGGGGCAAUACCUAGGAGACGACGCCGGCGAGGAGGGGGAAGCGGGGGGAGCGGAGGUGGAGGCGGAGCGGAUGACGAUGUCGGAUGCGGAGCGCGCGGAGGUGGAAGCGCUUCUGAGCGAGCGGCUACCGAGCCACCCGAAGGUGCACCGUGGCAUGCUCGAUAACGGGCUGCGAUACGUCAUCCUGCCCAACAAACUGCCGCCCAACAGGUUCGAGGCUCAUCUGGAGAUGCACGUGGGGUCGGUGGACGAGAGGGAGGACGAGCAGGGACUGGCACAUCUGAUCGAGCACGUCACCUUCCUGGGGUCGCGCAAGAGAGAGAAGCUGCUGGGCACGGGCGCGCGCUCCAACGCCUACACCGACUUCCACCACACCGUCUUCCACGUGCACGCGCCCGUCACCGUGCAAGGCUCGCAGGAGCCUAUGCUGCCGAUGGUGCUGGCGGCGCUGCACGAGAUCGCGUUCGGACCCAAGUUCCUGCCGUCGCGCAUUGACAAGGAGAGGCGCGCCGUGCUGUCGGAGAUGCAGAUGAUGAACACCAUCGAGUACCGCGUUGACUGCCAGCUGCUGCACCACAUGCACUCGGAGAACCUGCUGAGCUGUCGCUUCCCGAUAGGGCAGGAGGAGCAGGUGAAGAAGUGGCCGGUGGAUCAGAUCCGCGCCUUUCACGACCGCUGGUACUUCCCGGCUAACGCCACGCUCUAUGUUGUCGGGGACCUGGCAUCGGUCUCGGACAUUAUUCGGCUCAUUGAGGAGCACUUUGGUCGCACCCCCCCAGGCAUGCACAUGCCGCCUCCCCCCAGCCCCACACCCACCAUCCCCUCCCACUCCCCCUCCGUCCACUCCUCCACUCUCCCCCCCUCCAUCUCACACCACCACUCCUCCGCGCCCUCUCUCACCCCCGCCUCCGCCUCCUCCGCGCCCAGCCUCACUCCCCCCAUGCACCCCGCCACUUCCCCCACCAUGCCCGCCGCCCCCCCCAGCUCCGCGCUCUCCGCCCUGCACCCCCAUUCCGCCGAGUCCCCCUCCCCCUCCGCCUCCCCCGCGACCAUCCCCGGGCCUGUGCGCAAGGAGAGGCAUGCUAUGCGCCCGCCUGUACGCCACACGUGGGCGAGAGAACACCUGGAGGGGGGGGACGCGGGGGGGAGUGCGGGGGAAGGCGCGGAGGUAGGGGGAAGGCCGGGGGGAGAGGGUUUUUUGCCCCCGGCGGUGGUGCCGUCAGCAGCUGCGGUGCAGCAGCAGGCAGCAGCAAGGGAGGGGGUGGUGAUGCCGGUGAUCUUUCAGCACGAGCUGCUGCAGAACUUCUCCCUCACCGUGUUCUGUAAGAACCCAGUGAAGCAGGUGCAGACGCUGGGCGACCUGCGCCGCGCGGUCAUGCAGCGCAUCGUGCUCAACGCGCUGCAGUUCCGCAUCAACAACCGCUACAAGGUGAGGCGGCAGCUAGUGGUACAAGAUGAGCCAGCAUGGGCCGCAAGAACGGCACAGUGCCCUUCCUGGGAGUGGACCUGGAUCACAGCGACAGUGCCAGGGAGGGGUGCACCGUCACCACACUCACUCUCUCCACCCCAUCCUCCCGUCUCCGUGCCCCCCCUCUCCUCACCCUCAGAACGGCACAGUGCCCUUCCUGGGAGUGGACCUGGAUCACAGCGACAGUGCCAGGGAGGGGUGCACCGUCACCACACUCACUCUCUCCACCCCGUCCUCCCGUCUCCGUGCCCCCCCUCUCCUCACCCUCAGAACGGCACAGUGCCCUUCCUGGGAGUGGACCUGGAUCACAGCGACAGUGCCAGGGAGGGGUGCACCGUCACCACACUCACUCUCUCCACCCCGUCCUCCCGUCUCCGUGCCCCCCCUCUCCUCACCCUCAGAACGGCACAGUGCCCUUCCUGGGAGUGGACCUGGAUCACAGCGACAGUGCCAGGGAGGGGUGCACCGUCACCACACUCACUCUCUCCACCCCGUCCUCCCGUCUCCGUGCCCCCCCUCUCCUCACCCUCAGAACGGCACAGUGCCCUUCCUGGGAGUGGACCUGGAUCACAGCGACAGUGCCAGGGAGGGGUGCACCGUCACCACACUCACUCUCUCCACCCCGUCCUCCCGUCUCCGUGCCCCCCCUCUCCUCACCCUCAGAACGGCACAGUGCCCUUCCUGGGAGUGGACCUGGAUCACAGCGACAGUGCCAGGGAGGGGUGCACCGUCACCACGCUCACAGUCACAGCCGAGCCCACCGACUGGCAGUCCGCGCUCACCGUCGCCCUCCAGGAGGUGCGGCGCCUGCAGCAGUUCGGCCUCACGCGCGGCGAGCUCGCCCGCUACGUCACCACCAUGCUGCGCGACUCCGAGCACAACGCCGCCAUGACCGACGCGAUCCACUCCAUCGACUCUCUCGAUUUUCUGAUGGAGAGUUUCGCGCUGGGGCACGCGGUGCUGGAUCCAGAGCAGAGCUUUGAGUGCCUGUCGGCCAUCGCGCCGAUGAUCGAGCUGGAGGAUGUGAAUGCGGCGGCGGCGGAGGUGCUGGAGUUCGUGGCGGAGUAUGGGAAGGGGGACGCGCCGCGACCGGCCGCGAUUGUGGUGUGCGUGCCGACGAGGAUGCACGUGCAGUGGGGCGAGGGGGGGAAGGAGGGCGGGAAGGAGGGUGGGAAGGAGGCGGGAGAAGGGAGGAGCGGGAGCGGGAGCGGGAGUGGGAGUGGGAGUGGGAAUGGGAGUGGGAGUGGGAAUGGGGCGAUGGUGCAGAGCUCUUCCUCUGCAGCUGCAGUUGCGGGGGCGGGGGCGGCGAGUGACGUGGUGUUUGAGGUGACUCCCGAGGCGGUGAGGGAUGCGCUGCUGGCGGGGCUCAGGGAGGACGUGCAGCCCGAGGACGAGGUGGAGGUCCCCCGCACGCUCAUUUCCGAUGCUGAGCUGGCAGAGUUGCAGCAGAAGAUCCGGCCGCGGUUCGUGCCGUUCCCGCCCACCGAGGGCAACGCUUCUGACGUGGCGCCGUCUGAGUGGCGCGUGCGACAGUACAACAAGGAGACGGGCAUCAUCCAGCGCCGCCUCAGCAACGGGAUCCGUGUCAACAUGAAGGUGACGGACAACGAGGCGAAGGGCGGGGUGCUGCGGCUGGUGUUCCCAGGCGGGCGGGCCAAGGAGGAUCCGCAGGGGGCAGGCGAGGUGGCGGUUGGCGUGAGGACACUCAGUGAGGCGGGGCGGGUGGGGGAGUACAGUCGGGAGCAGGUGGAGCUGUUCUGCCUGGCGAAUCUGGUGAACUGCAUGCUGGAGGCGGACGAGGAGUGCGUGGCGCUGGACCUGCACUUCGCCACGCGCUACGGCGGCCUUAAAGCCUCCUUCCAGCUCCUGCACAUGCUGCUGCAGCAUCCGGCAUGGGACGAGGAUGCUCUAGAGAGGGCCAAGCAGGCAUACCUCUCCUUCUACAGGUCCCUGCCUAAAAGCUUGGAGCGGCUGACAGCGAGCAAGCUGAUGGGAGCCAUGUUCGAUGGGGACACACGGCUGCUGGACCCGCACCCGGCCAUUGUGUCCAACCUCACUCUUGACACCGUGCGCCAUGCCGUCAUGCAGCAGCUGCUGUCCGGGAACAUUGAGCGAUUUCAGCGAGGAGUGGGCGAUUUCAGCGAGGAGGAGAUGACGGACCACAUUCUCAAGUACCUCGGCACCGUCACCGCCCUCCCUCCCCCGGCCCACGUCGUCUCGCCCUUCGCUGCACUCCCCCCCAACCCCGCCUCCACGCCCCCGCCCCCCUCCACCACGGUGCUGCCCCCGCUGCACCCGCCCCCCGUGCUCGCCCUGCCUGGGGAGCCACCUUUCAAGAUGGUCACUUCCUGCCCACCUGCCCUGCGCCAUCAGAAGGUGCGUUGUUUGGAACACGAUGGCAUGGGUAGGCAGGGCACAAGAGGUAUGCUCCGUGCCGCCCCUCUCCACCACCGUGCCUCCCCCCUCCACCACCGUGCUGCCCCCGCUCCACCCGCCUCCUGUGCUCGCCCUCCCUGGGGAACCGCCCUUCAAGAUGGUCACUUCCUGCCCGCCUGCCCUGCGUCACCAGAAGGUACGCGUCUCAUUGGCGUGGGGGACCAGAAGGUAAGCCGCCGUGCUGCCUCCGCUGCACCCACCGCCCCCAUUGCUGGCCCUCCCUGGCAAGCCGCCCUUCAAGGUGGUCUCCCCCUGCCCGCCUGCCCUGCACGACGAGAAGACGCCUCAUCAUGCUCGAUCUCCAAGAUGCCUCCUCCCUUUGCCUUCUCUCCUCCCCCCAUCUCCUCGCCCUCCUUUGCCCAACCCCUCUCCCUCCUCUCCAGCCCAAAUGGAAGAGCACCGGGAGGAGCGGGAGCAGCGGGAGGAGGUGGGAGGGGCGAGGGCAGCCUUUUAGGAGACCCUGAUGCACAGGCGGUGGCGGUGGCACCGUUGGGAACAGCAGUGGUGGAGGGCGUGGAUGGGCGCAAGUACUGGCACCGGCGCCGCCACCCGCUGUACACGUCUGUGGGCGUGCUGCUGCUGCAGGAGAUUGUCAACGCACGCCUGUUCACGAGAGUGCGGGACGCCCUGGGGCUGACAUAUGACGUCAACUUUGAGAUAUCGCUGUUUGACCGCCUCGCCACCGGCUGGUUCUGCAUCAGCGUCACCUCCACACCCGCCAAGAUCCAGCAGGCCGUGGAAGCUUCCCUGAACGUUCUCAGGGGGCUGCAGGCGAACCGCAUCACACAGAGGGAGCUGGACCGGGCCAAGCGUACACUCAUCAUGCGGCACGAGUCCGAUCUCAAAGACAAUGCGUACUGGCUGGGCAUGCUCACACACCUGCAGUGCGACUACGUGCCGCGCAAGACCGUCUCGUGCAUCGCCGACCUGCCGUGCAUCUACGAGAUCACCACGGUGGACGAUGUGUACACGGUGUACAACCACAUCCCGCUGGACGACAGCAGCGUCUUCACGUGCAUUGGCGUGGCCGGGGCCGUUGGGUCCGAUGUGGACUCGGCAGGGAGUGAGAGCGAUGCGAGCGACGCAGAGCCGGUAUCACCAGCAGGCACAAUGAGCGGCGGCCGGGGCGCCUCCCUUAUGACGCGGCCCACAGCAUGA
Closterium sp. Naga37s-1 is the source of this 5829-nucleotide messenger RNA. Lineage: Eukaryota; Viridiplantae; Streptophyta; Zygnematophyceae; Desmidiales; Closteriaceae. The record is from the annotation of a GenBank genome assembly.